Acomys russatus (golden spiny mouse) is the source of this 2087-nucleotide messenger RNA. It is a transcript of the gene Guf1, whose product is annotated as GTP binding elongation factor GUF1. The transcript has 17 exons. Lineage: Eukaryota; Metazoa; Chordata; Mammalia; Rodentia; Muridae. The coding region runs from base 27 to 2009 and encodes 660 amino acids. The record is from RefSeq and is a predicted model, not a curated record. Gene Ontology annotation, cellular component: mitochondrion. Gene Ontology annotation, biological process: positive regulation of translation. Gene Ontology annotation, molecular function: GTP binding; mitochondrial ribosome binding; GTPase activity.
CGGGUCGGACCCUGAGCCGCCGAGGCAUGUGGGCGCUCGCAGGACGAGCUCUCCCGCCGUGGGCCGUCGGGGCCGCGCGCCUGCGGCCUCCCUGCGCCCGGCACGCGGCUGCCUUGGAGCCCCGGAUCAUCACGUGCAGGCCCUUCCGCGCGGCCGAGCUCAAGGAGAAACCUGACAUGUCUAGAUUCCCUGUUGAAGAUAUUAGAAAUUUCAGUAUCAUUGCACAUGUGGAUCAUGGCAAAAGUACUUUAGCUGACAGGCUCCUGGAGCUAACAGGAACAAUUGAUAAGACGAAGAAAAAUAAGCAGGUUCUUGAUAAAUUACAAGUGGAGCGAGAAAGAGGAAUCACCGUGAAGGCGCAGACAGCAUCUCUGUUCUACAGCUUUGCAGGGAAGCAGUACCUUUUAAAUCUCAUCGACACACCAGGCCAUGUUGAUUUUAGCUAUGAAGUAUCCAGGUCACUUUCUGCUUGCCAAGGUGUUUUAUUGGUGGUUGAUGCAAAUGAGGGUAUUCAAGCUCAAACUGUAGCAAACUUCUUUCUUGCCUUUGAAGCACAGUUGUCAGUAAUUCCAGUUAUAAACAAGAUAGAUCUGAAGAACGCUGACCCUGAAAGGGUUGAAAAGCAGAUUGAAAAAGUGUUUGACAUUCCUAGAGAUGAAUGCAUCAAGAUUUCUGCAAAACUUGGGACAAACGUUGAAAGUGUGCUUCAGGCAGUAAUUGAAAGAAUUCCUCCUCCAAAAGUCCAUCGUGAAAACCCACUGAGAGCAUUGGUAUUUGAUUCCACCUUCGACCAGUAUAGAGGUGUGAUAGCCAACGUAGCAUUGUUUGGUGGAGUGGUUUCCAAGGGAGAUAAAAUUGUAUCUGCACACACUAAAAAAACAUACGAAGUUAAUGAAGUAGGCAUUUUGAAUCCUAAUGAACAGCCAACUCAUAAACUAUAUGCGGGACAGGUGGGCUUUCUGAUUGCUGGGAUGAAAGAUGUCACUGAAGCACAAAUAGGAGAUACAUUAUUUUUACAUAACCAUCCAGUGGAGCCCUUGCCUGGGUUUAAAUCAGCGAAACCAAUGGUAUUUGCAGGAGUGUACCCUAUAGACCAGUCUGAAUAUAAUAACCUAAAGAGUGCUAUAGAAAAACUGACCUUAAAUGACUCCAGUGUGACAGUACAUCGGGACAGCAGUCUGGCCCUGGGUGCUGGCUGGAGGUUGGGAUUUCUUGGACUUUUGCACAUGGAAGUUUUCAACCAGAGACUAGAGCAAGAAUAUAACGCUUCUGUUAUUUUGACGACCCCUACUGUUCCAUACAGAGCUGUUCUUUCAUCUGCAAAAUUAAUAAAGGAAUAUAAAGAAAAAGAAAUCACAAUCAUCAACCCUGCACAAUUUCCUGAUAAGUCAAAAGUAACAGAAUAUUUGGAACCAGUUGUUUUGGGCACUGUUAUUACACCGACUGAGUACACCAGCAAAAUAAUGACGCUUUGCCAGGCACGAAGAGCAAUUCAGAAAGAUAUGGUUUUUAUUGAUGAAAAUAGAGUCAUGCUUAAAUACCUCCUCCCUUUGAAUGAAAUUGUGGUGGAUUUUUAUGACUCUCUGAAGUCUCUGUCUUCUGGGUAUGCAAGUUUUGAUUAUGAAGAUGCAGGUUACCAGACUGCAGACCUAAUAAAAAUGGACAUUCUACUGAAUGGAAACGUGGUGGAAGAGCUGGUUACUGUGGUCCAUGUAGAGAAAGCAUACACUGUUGGCAAAAACAUAUGUGAACGUCUAAAGGAUUCUCUUCCCAGACAGCUAUUUGAAAUAGCAAUUCAAGCUGCUAUUGGAAGCAAAGUAAUCGCAAGAGAAACUGUGAAAGCCUAUAGAAAAAAUGUUUUGGCAAAAUGUUAUGGUGGUGACAUUACCCGAAAAAUGAAACUUUUGAAGAGACAAGCAGAAGGGAAGAAAAAGCUGAGGAAGGUUGGCAACAUUGAAAUUCCAAAAGACGCUUUUAUAAAAGUUCUGCAAGCCCAGCCUAAUAAAUAAUUCAUGGAAAGCAGGGUCUCUAUCUUUUUCUUUCUACUUACGUUGACAACAGAAUGAAAACUAUGAAAUGCCUAUUAU